CUUUGAAUAGGUUGUUUGUUGUGCAGGAUGGCGACUGCCAAGGCUUGGGUUCUGAAGAAGCAUUUUGAAGGUUUCCCCAAACCCAGCGACUUUGACCUGAAAAAGAUAGAGCUGCCCAAACUAAAGGAUGGAGAGAUCCUUCUGGAAUCAGAGUUUCUCAGUGUUGAUCCUUACAUGAGACCUUACAGUAAAAGGGACAUGAAGGAAGGAGACAUAAUGAUAGGUACACAAGUUGCCAGGGUUAUAGAAAGCAAGAAUCCUGCAUUUGUCAUGGGAUCCUUUGUGGUAGCUAAUGCUGGUUGGAGAAAUCAUUUCAUCUCCAGUGGGAAAGAUCUUCGUGCUUUUCCUUCUGCCUGGCCUGAAUCUCUCCCCAGAUCUCUAGCUCUCGGGACAGCCGGCAUGCCUGGACUUACUGCGUAUUUUGGUCUGUUUGAAGUCUGCAAGAUAAAGCCAGGAGACACAGUGCUGGUCAAUGCUGCAGCUGGAGCUGUGGGCUCUGUGGUGGGACAACUUGCUAAAAUUGGAGGUUGCAAAGUGGUUGGCUGUGCUGGCUCAGAUGAAAAGGUUGCUUAUCUGAAAAAAAUUGGCUUUGAUGAAGCCUUCAAUUACAAGACCAUUACAUCUUUGGAGGAAGCACUGCAUAAAGCCUCUCCUGAUGGCUACGACUGUUUCUUUGAUAACGUGGGUGGAGAAUUUGCCAGUGUAGCCAUUCACCAGAUGAAGAAGUAUGGAAGGAUUGCGGUCUGUGGAGCUAUCUCUUUGUACAAUGACUUAGUGCCUCAGACAGGACCUUAUGUUCAGUAUCCCAUGAUCUUCAAAGAGCUUCAAAUGGAAGGGUUUCUUGUUUCCCGCUGGAUUAACCGCUGGGGGGAAGGUCAGCAGGCACUCCUAAAAUGGAUCCUAGAGGGAAAAAUUAAGUGCCAUGAAAAAAUCACUGAUGGAUUUGACAACAUGCCAGCAGCUUUCAUUGGAAUGUUAAAAGGAGAAAAUCUUGGAAAAGCCGUUGUAAAGGUCUGAAGGUCACACAUAGCCAGUUCCUGAAAUAUUGCCAC
Tinamus guttatus (white-throated tinamou) is the source of this 1052-nucleotide messenger RNA. Lineage: Eukaryota; Metazoa; Chordata; Aves; Tinamiformes; Tinamidae. The record is from RefSeq and is a predicted model, not a curated record.